Molecule: messenger RNA, 1410 nt
Organism: Physella acuta
Lineage: Eukaryota; Metazoa; Mollusca; Gastropoda; Physidae
Product: cytochrome P450 2J4
Biological process (GO): xenobiotic metabolic process
Cellular component (GO): intracellular membrane-bounded organelle; cytoplasm
Molecular function (GO): heme binding; oxidoreductase activity, acting on paired donors, with incorporation or reduction of molecular oxygen, reduced flavin or flavoprotein as one donor, and incorporation of one atom of oxygen; iron ion binding
Source: RefSeq, a predicted model, not a curated record
UCUACAGGCAACUGGCAUGGUUGGACUUGGGGUUGUUUUCACUGACGGCGAUUUGUGGAAAGAACAAAGAGGCAAAACUCUUCAAAUCUUAAAAAAGUUGGGUAUGGGGAAGAAUGUCUUAGCGGAAAGGGUACAAGAAGAGGCUGGGUUCUUUAUCAAAGCCCUGAUUGACCUCAAAGGCAAGCCAACGAACAUCAAAGACCUUACCUAUGCUUGUGUGUCCAAUGUUGUCAGUUAUGUGGUAUUUGGGCACAGGUUUGAGUAUAACGACCCGAGGUUUUUAAACGCUCUUCAGUCAAUGAAAACUGUCUUAAACAAUUUACAGGUGACUUCAGUGUUGAAUUUUCUUUCUUUUGUGCGUUAUUUACCUUUUGAUUUAACCAAAGGCAAGGAAACAAAAGUGUACGUCGAUCUCAUCCUCAACUUUGUGAAACGCGAAAUGGAAGCCACCCAUCAAGGUAAAGUGCAGAAGGAAAACUUUAUCUCAGAGUAUUUAAAUGAGAUAAAAAACCUGGAAGAAAAAGGCACCAAAACAACAAUGGAUAAGGAUCAUCUCUUAAAAAUUGUCUUUGAAUUAUUCUUUGGCGGAUCUGAAACGACUUCCCAAACAAUUAUUUGGGGCAUCUUGUACGUACUCAACCAUCCGGAGGUUCAGGAGAAAAUCCACAGAGAAAUUGUUGAAAACGUUGGCACUGACCGGGUGCCCAACAUCUUGGACAGACCAAAACUGCCGUACCUUGGUGCUGUUAUCAUGGAAACCCUAAGGCUGUCUUGUAUGGUUCCGUAUUCUCUACCCCAUUCAUGUUACAGAGAUGUUGAAGUUAACGGUUACACAGUUCCAAAAGGAACCCUCAUCAUUCCAAAUUUUCCAUCUAUUGCACACGAUGAAAAAAUCUGGGGAGAAGAUGCCAUGUCAUUUAGACCUGAAAGAUUUCUGGACGUCAAUGGGAAACUGAAAAAUCCCGAAGAAUUUGUCGCGUUUUCUCUCGGGCGACGCGUAUGUUUGGGUGAGUCCUUGGCCAACAUGGAGCUCUUUAUAUUUCUCUCUUCCAUGUUCCAGAGAUUUGAGGUGAAGCCAGAGGACCCAGGAUGUCUUCCUUCAAUGGAAUUUAUUCCUGGUUUUACGACGAUUUCGAUGCCAUAUAAAGUGAGAUUCGAACAGAGGGAGCAAUUUAUCUAAUUUUUCCCUAUGCAUUUUCAAUUUAUACUCAGAGGUUCUUUACGUUUUGUAAUUUUGUUUUUGUCACUUAGAUUUUUCUACAGCAUAUAAUGAAACUACCACUUUGAAAGUAUCUCUAGCACCUAAUAUUUGUGUUGAUCUAGCAUAUCUAUUACAUAAACAAAUCUUUUGUCCAAUGAUUAUUAAUAUAUCAAGAAUAUUAUUAUUCACUUAUUUCAAAUUAAAUUAUU